UUUUUAAGUUACUCUGUUUAUUUCGUGUAUUCCUCCCGUCAAAUUUUCGUCGUCUCUACCACGGUAGCGCCGCACUUUGCAAACAGCCCCGAUCGUGAAACUCCCCGUCAGAAGCUUCCGCGCUGCAUCAGGUUUCGUAAAGAAGAAUGAGUAACAUGACAACUUUGUCGCAAAAAAGAGAGGUUGAUUCCAUCAUUAGAGAUACCAUUGAUAAGGUUCUCGUCCUCCGCUUUGGUCGUGUCUCUGAUCCUAUCUGUCUUAACCUUGAUCAAAUUCUUUCUAAAGCAGAAAGAGAGGUGUCCAGAUUCGCAACUGUGGCACUGGUUGAUGUCGACUCCCAGGACAUUCAAGUUUAUGUCAAAUAUUUUGACAUUACUUUAAUUCCAUCUAUAGUAUUUUUCUUCAAUGCUCAUCACAUGAAAAUGGAUUCUGGGACUGCAGAUCAUACUAAAUGGAUUGGUGUUUUUCACAAAAAACAAGACUUCAUUGAUGUGGUAGAGACAAUAUUUAGAGGAGCGAUGAAUGGAAAGCUCAUUGUGACUUGUCCUCUCCCGACCGAAAGGAUACCAAAAUACCAAUUACUAUACAAAGAUGUCUAAAAUUAUACUCUCACCUUGCUGUAGCAGAUUGGGGGCAAUUUUAGAAGCUCUCUUAACCGUAAAUUCAUCUCUUCUCCCUAUCCAUUGAAGAAUCAAGCCCCAGGAAAGAUCUUAGAGCUUCUAUGGACCAUCAUUAUCUCUAUCAUUCUAGUUAUAUCUCUCUCUUUACUUUUUUUCAUGUGAUUUUAGUUUUGCUUUGCAUUCGGGAUGAUGAAUCAUUGUAGGAUUCUGAUGUUAUAUGAAUUAUAUUGGUUUAAUACUAGUUCUAUUUGCUGAUUAAGCAAUUACUUCUAUCUUUCAUGCUUUGAAUCAAUUAUAGAUUCAAACUCACAAUUUAGAAAUUUGGUUUUUGAAAUGGAAUGUGAAGCUGAUUGUUAUAUUUGUGAGCUUCCUAGGGAAUAGGGAUAGGACUUCAUGAUUGUUUAUUCAUAUGAAUUCUUUCGCGUAAUGCUUUGUUAUAUUAUUAGAAGAAGUAAAUAAAUUAGGAUUCUUGGUUUAGCCAAGACCUUUUGCUAAAGAGAUUAAAAUUUGUCUAGUUAAUUAAGUGAAUUUAAACAAUAGAUAAACAAAGAGAUUCAAAUUUUGACCAAUCAUCAUAUAACAGACAAACACAGACAUGUUCUUUAUUUAGAAAUAUUAAUCAUCAUAAGCUGAUACAUGCAUACAUUACAACAAACAAAAUCAAGUCAUCAGUAGCUUUGAGUGAUAUUAUUGAGGUUUUCUUGACCCAAAGCAACACCAUUCAAGGCUACUAACCAAUCUAAAGCAUUAAGCUCUCUAAUUGCUUUAGAGACUUCUAUGUCCAAUUUUCCAAAUACCUCAUGGUCCACACUUUCUAAGGAACUUUUAGCUCCUUGAAUUUCUCUUUAAAAAUAAACUGUUUUUUGCCAUGCACUCUAAAAUUAAUCCAUACCUCAUAUACUUUCUUUAAGAAUUCAGCAUGUUGUAUUCAAGCCCCUAAAAAUUUGAAGGGAAUGGGACCCCAAUUUAGCACCAUCGAUAUAAUCAAGAUGGGGGUAGUGGUCAGAAUCAGAAAUCGCCUUAUUACUUAUCAAUUGCCCUUUCGAUUUCUACUUCGCUAUUAAGCCUUCAGAUAAAAGGAACUUGUCGAUCCUACUCAUCGAUGUUCCUGCAGCAUUAAACUAAGAGAAUCUGUUGCCCACCGCAGGAAGAUCAAUUAAGUCCAUAUCUUCAAUGAACCCAAAGAAAGCACUCAUUUCUAAUGAGUUCCAUUGUGCCAAGAGAAUCUGCAGCCCCUUCUUUUACUUGGUCUCUUAACUGUGCUGAAACCACCUCCUAUACACCAAUCACUUUAUGGAAACAAAGCUUUAAGCCUCAAUAAUUCUGCCCACAUUUCUUUCUUCUUAGCCAGCACACAAGACGAGUAAACGCCGUUAACUAAAGUUAAUUGAAGGAACCAAAACUAUGGAUGAAAAACAUUAAGAAGACAAUUGUAUAAACAAAUAUUUUGAAGGAUAAAAACGGAAUUUGAGACGCUUUUAGGAACCAUAAU
Messenger RNA from Vicia villosa (hairy vetch), 2112 nucleotides. RefSeq lists its product as uncharacterized. Gene Ontology annotation, biological process: mRNA splicing, via spliceosome. Gene Ontology annotation, cellular component: spliceosomal complex; U5 snRNP; U4/U6 x U5 tri-snRNP complex. The transcript is spliced from 5 exons. Bases 147 to 599 code for a protein of 150 amino acids. The record is from RefSeq and is a predicted model, not a curated record. Lineage: Eukaryota; Viridiplantae; Streptophyta; Magnoliopsida; Fabales; Fabaceae.